AUGGCGGCUUGCGACCCCGAGGCCGAGGGUGGCGCGGAGGACGAGACCGAGGAUGCCGUCGACGGUACGGCCGAGGCGCCCCGCGCCGGGGAGGGCGAGACGUUGAGCAGCCAGGAGCAGCUGUUGCAGAUGCUGCGCCGCUCGCGGCUCUGCGAGGAGUCGCGGCGCCAGCAGGACAGGCAACACGCCUUUUGGGACACGCAGCCAGUGCCCUCCAUGAGCUCCGAGUACUCUUCGGAGGCUGGUCCCAUCGACGAGCUGAAGAAGCCCGACGACGUCCGGGACGAUCCGUACCCGCUGCCCGCCCAGUUCGAGUGGUGCACGAGCAACGUCGACAGCGACCAGGAGAUGCAAGAG
Molecule: messenger RNA, 357 nt
Organism: Prorocentrum cordatum
Lineage: Eukaryota; Dinophyceae; Prorocentrales; Prorocentraceae
Source: the annotation of a GenBank genome assembly